GUCACUAGUUGCCAAAAUACUAAAUAGGAUGUGAUUCAAUCCACUACGGCACAUAAUAUCCGUAUGGUUUUGGUUGUGACCACAAAUUUCGCCCCAUACCGCACAAUCACCCAAUAAAAUCACGAUCUCAUUAAAUUCCACGUAUACUAGUAUUGUAGUACAAUACAAUACAUAUACUAUACGACUCAAUUUUCCUUUUGAGCGGAAAAUGUACUACCAUUUCACAGAUUCAUCACACCAACAAUCCCUAAAGAAACUAAUUAUUACUCACCAAACUAUAUAACCAUAAUACAGCACAGCAUAGCAUAGCACGGCCGAUUCAGAUCUCACGCAAACAUGGAUGAUGGUGGACACAUGCACGGCAUGGAUGGGAUGUCAAUGGCACCAAAAUCAUCAUCCAAUGGAACCAUGAUGAUGGGUCAUAAGAUGCACAUGACUUUCUUCUGGGGAAAAGACGCGUUGAUUCUAUUUGACGGUUGGCCUGGGGGUAAAACCGGUAUGUAUGUAUUGGCCUUGAUUCUUGUUUUCUUCAUGUCCGUACUCAUCGAAUUACUUUCCCGUACCCGCUUCAUUAAACCCGGUUCGAACCCUGUUGCGGUCGGUUUGGUUCAGACCCUUUUACAUGCACUUAGGAUUGGAUUAGCUUAUUUGGUUAUGUUGGCACUUAUGUCUUUCAAUGGAGGUGUUUUCUUGGUUGCUGUUCUUGGUCAUGCUCUUGGAUUCUUCGUUUCUACCAGUGCUUUCAAAAAACCUCACCACGAUGACCCUUACGAUCUUCCUCCCUUAUCUUGUUAAUUGUUUUUACUGUUUCUUUUUUUUAAUAAUCAGAAAUUUCAUUUCCUGUCUUUGAUUUUUACUCUAGGUAAUUAACAAGUUUUGUAAUGAAUUUGUAGUUGGGUUAAAAUAUAGAUAGAUAUGCAUAUGUAUUUUAUACAGGUUCACUUUAUUUGUGUUUGAUAGUUCCGUAA
Messenger RNA from Cicer arietinum (chickpea), 968 nucleotides. Its product is annotated as copper transporter 6-like. Gene Ontology annotation, cellular component: plasma membrane. Gene Ontology annotation, molecular function: copper ion transmembrane transporter activity. NCBI's taxonomy places the organism in Eukaryota, Viridiplantae, Streptophyta, Magnoliopsida, Fabales, Fabaceae. Gene Ontology annotation, biological process: copper ion transmembrane transport. The record is from RefSeq and is a predicted model, not a curated record.